Molecule: messenger RNA, 198 nt
Organism: Penicillium samsonianum
Lineage: Eukaryota; Fungi; Ascomycota; Eurotiomycetes; Eurotiales; Aspergillaceae
Exons: 1
Coding region: 1-198 (65 amino acids)
Source: RefSeq, a predicted model, not a curated record
AUGAUCAAGGAGCCCGUGGGUGGACCAGCUGCGUUCUACAAAAGAUCGAUGGAGCAGCAUGGGGUCUAUGUUGCCCCAGGACAUUGGUUCGAUCUAGAAGACGUUUACUUUCGUGUUGGAUUUGGCUGGCCCACCAUCGAUGAACUGAAGUAUGGGUUGGGAACGAUUUCUGUGCUUUGCGUGGAUAAGGCAAGAUAG